AUGGCCAACGCCCUGUAUAACAUCUACCGGCUGGCUGGCCCUGUGGCGGCCGGCGCCCUCUUAUUCAACGCGUCCAUCUAUGAUGUCCGGGGUGGCACCCGCGCCGUGAUCUUCGACAGGAUCUCUGGUGUGCAGGAGGCCGUCGUCAACGAAGGCACACACUUCCUGAUUCCCUGGCUGCAGCGAGCGAUCGUCUACGACGUGCGAACAAAGCCGCGCAAUAUCUCGACCACCACCGGAAGUAAGGAUCUACAGAUGGUCAGCCUGACCCUCCGCGUGCUGCACCGUCCGGAGGUGCCGAAGCUGCCCCAGAUCUACCAGUCCUACGGCACAGACUACGAUGAGCGAGUGCUCCCCUCCAUCGGCAAUGAAGUCCUCAAAGCAAUCGUCGCUCAAUUCGACGCCGCCGAACUGAUCACCCAGCGUGAAGCCGUCUCCAACCGCAUCCGCACCGACCUCCUCAAGCGGGCCUCGCAGUUCAACAUCGCCCUCGAGGAUGUCUCCAUUACCCACAUGACCUUCGGCAAGGAGUUCACUCGCGCCGUCGAGCAGAAGCAGAUCGCCCAGCAAGACGCCGAGCGGGCGCGGUUCAUCGUCGAGCGCGCCGAGCAAGAGCGCCAGGCAAACGUUAUCCGUGCCGAGGGUGAAGCCGAAAGUGCUGAGAUCAUCAGCAAGGCUGUUGCCAAGGCGGGCAGCGGCUUGAUUGAGAUCCGUAAAAUCGACGCUAGCCGGGAGAUUGCGCAGACGCUGGCGAAUAACCCCAACGUCACGUAUUUGCCUGGUGGUGGUGAGGGCAAGGAUGGUGGCAAGAGCACUAGCCUUCUGCUGGGUCUGCGGACUUGA
Penicillium canariense is the source of this 843-nucleotide messenger RNA. It is a transcript of the gene phb1, whose product is annotated as prohibitin subunit PHB1. The record is from RefSeq and is a predicted model, not a curated record. NCBI's taxonomy places the organism in Eukaryota, Fungi, Ascomycota, Eurotiomycetes, Eurotiales, Aspergillaceae. The coding region runs from base 1 to 843 and encodes 280 amino acids. The transcript has 2 exons. Gene Ontology annotation, cellular component: membrane; mitochondrion. Gene Ontology annotation, biological process: mitochondrion organization.